UUAUACGAAAUGAUUUCCAGUGAGGAUUUUUCAAGAUAUGAUGUGCGGACAUACUUGGUAGUGAGCCUUAUUACGGCUUUUGCAGUGUGGUAUAUCAAGUUCUUGUGGAAUAGGAAGUACUUGUAUAUCUAUUCCUGGAAGGUAGAAGGUCCAUUGUCCUUUCCAUUUUUGGGUUGUGGAUAUUUACUUCUGGGAAAUUUAAUCAACAACAUAACUAAGCAGCAAGCAAAGAGCAGAACUGGAAUAGUUAGGUUUUGGAUGGGAAUGAACCUGGUUUAUUUAUUAUCUGAACCGAUACAUUUACAGAAGGUUUUGAGUCAUCCAAAAGCCCUUGAAAAAGACUAUUCAUACAAGUACGUGACCGAAACUAUUGGUGAAGGCUUACUGAGUGCUCCAGUAAACGUAUGGAAGCGCCACAGAAAAUUACUGGCUCCAUCGUUCAAUCACAGAGUGCUGAAUACGGCUGUUGGAAUUUUUACGGAGUAUAGUGUGAAUUUUGCCAAAGAACUACAAGCUGUGGUCGGUAAAAAAAAUUUCGAUCUAUACGCAUGGACGAUCAGAUGUACCUUCGAUUUAAUUUGUAAAACAUCGAUGGGCAUAAAUGUUGAAACUCAAAAAAAUCGUGGCGAUCAGGGAAUAUUAUUUGAGAGGGCUUUCGAAAUUAUGAGUUACAGAAUGUUCAGAGUUUGGAACCAUUUAGAUUUCGUUUGGUAUUAUUCACCUAAUAAGAAGAUCUUCGAUGGAAUUUAUUCAAAAUUAUAUGACCUUUUGCAUCCAUUGAUUUCGAAAAAAUUCAUCGAAUUCAAGAAAGAACUUUCCGGAAAACACUUGGAUGCCGAGAUUGAAGAAGAGUCCUUAUAUGAAAAACGAUUACCUUUUUUGGAUUCUAUGCUGCUGGAUCCUUCCAUAACAGAGAAGGAAGUGCAAGAUGAGGCAGUAGCCUUCGCAUUAGCCGGCAGUGAAACCACGGCAUCUUCCAUAUGUUUUCUAUUCAGCCUACUGGGAUUGUUUCCCGAAGUACAGCAAAAAGUCUACGAAGAAAUGAUCGAUAUACUGGGCCCUGAUCGUAACGUUGAAGCCUUUGAUUUACCAAAAAUGAAGUAUACCGAGAGAGUUAUUAAAGAAAAUCUAAGACUUUUUCCAAUAGCAGCACUUGUUGCAAGAAGAAUAGAGGAAGACAUAAAUCUUGGAGACGUUAUACUUCCAGCAGGAAGUUCUGUUGCUUUUAACUUGCUCUACAUACAUCGAAAUCCAAAAUACUGGACGGAGCCUCUGAAGUUUGAUCCGGAUAGAUUUUUACCAGAGGAAAUAGCAAAGAGACAUCCAUGCACUUUCAUUCCUUUCUUAUACGGGCCCAGGAAUUGUUUAGGCUGGAAGUACGCUCUUCUCAACAUGAAAAUUAUUAUUGCAACAGUUGUCAGAGAGUUCAAGAUAUUCACAGAAUACAAAUCCAUAGAGGAAAUGGAAGUGGUAUUUCAUUUCACCAUCCAAUUGAAAAAUGGUCCGAAAGUAUGGUUAGAACGUAGACGAUAGAUAUUGAUAAAUUAUUCCAUGUUCUUGUAAGAAUUGUGUUUGGGGGUAAUGAAAUUGAAGGAGAUAUUGAUGAUACCUUUGAGUUAAAAUAUAUUUUUGAAAUUUGA
This is a messenger RNA of Leptinotarsa decemlineata (Colorado potato beetle), 1640 nucleotides long. Its product is annotated as cytochrome P450 4C1. Gene Ontology annotation, molecular function: iron ion binding; monooxygenase activity; heme binding. NCBI's taxonomy places the organism in Eukaryota, Metazoa, Arthropoda, Insecta, Coleoptera, Chrysomelidae. The record is from RefSeq and is a predicted model, not a curated record.